Molecule: messenger RNA, 2519 nt
Organism: Coturnix japonica (Japanese quail)
Lineage: Eukaryota; Metazoa; Chordata; Aves; Galliformes; Phasianidae
Source: RefSeq, a predicted model, not a curated record
AUGGUCCUUCCGCCGCUCUGCUCGGGGCUCGGCUCCCCGAAGCCGCCCGCGCACCCUCCGCACCCCGCGGAAGCCUCCACCCCAUCCUUGGACCCCGAGCUGUCGGGGCUGCUGCCGGCUCUGCUCCCGGCGGCAGAAAGGCGGCGGGUCGGAGAGCGGAGCGGGGCCGGUGGCUGGGAGCGGCGCGGCGGCAGGUGUGCGUCCCGCCGCCGGGAGGCUGAGCCGCACGGAGCCCCCCCCCCUCGUCCCGCGCCCCCCGCCCGGCCCCCGCCCCGUCAGGACCCGCCGCGGCUGCCCCUGUCCCCCCGUCCCCGAGGAGCGACGCCGAAGAAGCGAGAGCGACUCACUCAUGGGAGCGCGGCGGGCGAGGCCGGCGACACCUCCGGCUUCCGAGGCGCCGGCGAAGUUAAUUGCACUGAAGUUCAAGUUGUCUUUUCACCCAUCAGGAGUGGGCGUUUAAAGGAAGGAGAGCGAGGAGGAGGAGGGGGAGGGGGGAGAGCCUCUCGCUCUCGCUCGCUCUCGCACACACACACACACACACACAGCCACAGGCACACACACACACACACACACACACGCACACACACACACGCACACAGACGCGCACGCCCGCCCGCUCCCGCUCUGUCUCAGCAGGAGGAGCCCGGCCGGAACGCACCAGGGCAGCACCAGGCACAACUCUCCACUGCCUCCUUGCUGAUCUCUUCUGUCUGCCUAACCAGCAUGCUCCUGUUGUCCGAGACCCGUCUCCUUUAUUUGUAUCACACCCCUGUCUGGCUGGUGAGGAAACUGUUGAAUCUGCAGACUGAAACUAUCAGAAGCCUUUCCUGAGGUGCCCCUUACUGAAAUGUUACUGUGGCAUAAUGAUUUGGAAAUAAGCUUUUGUGUGAGAAGAGCUAUCAGAUCCUCUGGGAAACAUUACAGAUACUUUCCAGUUCCUUUCAGACAUGUAAAUAUGCUUAGACUUAAGCAGAGAGUAGAGUUGGGGAGUGGAGUAGGGCAGGGUGUAGGGUGGGGUUAAAAACUUCCUCAUAGAUCCUGGAACCAAAUAAAUAUGUGGGUUGUUAUUUUUUUUUGUUUUUUUUUUUUUGCUUUGGUGUUUUUUUUUGUUUUGUUUUGUUUUGUUUUUUUUCCUUAUCUGAUGUUAGCUGGAGCUUGAAAUGGUCAAUAUUCAGAAGAAAUACUGCAUAAAUGUGUGUAUAUGUAAGAGUGAUGUUGACCCAUGCUUAAAAGGGAGGGUCAUCUUCUGCUGUUCGUCAUGGAUGAGAAACAGAACUCUACAUAAUGCUCAGAUACUUGCAUCGAUCCCAAGAAAUGCAAACCUUAUAAAGCAUGACUUGUUUCCAGCUCAUAGUGUGUAGCUAUAGCUAUAGCACAGAAACCGUUGCAUGCUACCUAGCAUUUCUCAUGAUGUUUUUGCUUUCUUCAUGAUUUGUAUUAUGCUAAGCACAUCAGAAACUGAAGAUAACAUUUGAGGUUUUUUUUCCCCCUCUUAACCUACAAGAACAGCAGCCUGACUUCUUCAGUGUGCUCAUGUGCUAUUUACCUGUGAAACCGAGCAAGAAGACUGCUCACUAGCAAAGUCUGCCCAUCACUGUCCAGCUGCCUAAUGACAUGUUAAGACUUGGUUUCAACAACUGUUCUCCAGUAUUACUGUAACUGGUUGCAGUUGAAGAUGUCAGUAAAAAAAUACAACCAGGCUGGAGUGUCCUAUGCAUAUUUUAAAUGCAAAUGGCCAUUAUCAGCUGUAUCAUAGCUUUAUCUGAUUUCUGAUCUCAGUGGUGGCUCUGUGGAAAAGACUCAGAUGACUUUUUCUGAACACAGCUGCUCCUUUCAGUGCAUUUCUGCAAUCUUUUGAUUAUCUUACAUACUAUCUGUUGGGUAGACACCAACCUCCUGAACUUAGGCCUGUGUCACCUCACUACCUGUGUCUCUCCUAAAAAAUCUGUUCAUUCAGAAGGACAUCAUGCCAAUAAUAUAACAAAUUCAUCUGUCCUUCUGCAACCUGUCUCGAGUUUCUUCUAGCCAUUCACUGGAGGUGCUUGUUUCCAGGCCCUGGUGCUGCACAGUACCUCAAAUUGUUCAGCUUCUCUUCAAGAUGGUAACUACUUUCCGCUCCACAUCUCUGCUGCAGAAGAUCUUGUGAUUACCUGAAAAAGUGAAUUGCAUCCUGUAGAUUUCCCCUUAAAACUUCUGCUUCACAGAAGAGAUCAGCUUGUGACAGAUGCGUCAACGACGUCAGACUCACUUCUCUGUUGCCUAAUUGCCCUCUCCACCUUCUGUCAAUCUGAAACUCUCAUUUCAGAAAGGAUUGAAGGAGUUGUAUUAAUAUUUGUGCUAUCCACUUUUUUCCUGCACAUUGUCUACUCCUUCUGCUUGGUGAAUGGUUUGUCUUGGCUGCUUUUAAAAAUUGUUGCCUCUAGUGAGAGACUGCCAGCUUAAACCAGUACAGAGAAGCCAGGUGACUGUCUACUUCUACAAAUAUAGGUUGUGUAUAAUAAAUUCAGGUUUUACAUCUA